AUGACUACCAUUGAUAGUUCUUCCAAGAAAGAUGAUAGAAGCCAUCUUUUAGUUGAGAAGGACCAGAACAAGCAGACAGUGGCACUUCCACCUAAGAAGGUCAUGGCUAGUAAACUAGCAGCAGCAGCAGCAGCAGCAGCAGCAGCAGCAGCAGCAGCGGCUGCGGCGGCAGCAUCCUCUUCACAAAGGCAACCAUCACAGAACCAAGCACUAACCACAUCAUCCACUAUCACAAGCACCACCACAAAGAUAACAUCUAGUUACUCAUCCACUAGCAACAAUACGUCAAGCAAAAGCGGACCCUCAGGACAAUUACCUAGAUCUGAAUCCACAAUGACAAAGAGACGCCUAUCUAGCUCAGUCGUUGACAAUACCCGAGAAAAGAAAGUAGCAAGAGAAAAAGCGCCUCAAUCAAAGCCGGGAAAAUCCAUCACACAUUCAGACAGAGUUGUUCAAGCCGAAAUUAGUCAAUAUAGACCAUACUUCACAGAACCUGAUUCAGAUAACCCUAAUGGAGCUGCUCCCACCCACAAGGAAAAGAACUUGCGUGUUAUUCUUGAAUACCCGGGAUCCAUCGAACCUGAAAAUUUCUUGUUGCUGAAACCUGUGAUUAAGAACGCAGCUGGAAAAUACGACGAGGAAGAAGAGGAUCAGGACGAAUACAACCCCAUCACGGACUUAAUGCGCACAGCAGAGUUCAUUUACGACUGCUACCUCACACCUGAAGAGCAGAAAUUGCUUGGAAAUCAGUCUCAUGGAAUCAUGCGUAACUUGACAAAAUACCGUAAUCGACGUAAUGGAGCUGGAUUUGCACAAGCGAUUAAAGAGUUCAACAAGGUCAUGCGACAAUUGAAAGCGGAUGGUGUUUUGGCUAAAAAUGCCAAGGACAUGUGUCAUCCAAAUUACGAUUUAGCUUGUCAUAUCCUAUUUCAAGUCUACAGCCGCACUGUUGCACGCCAAGCAGACGCAUUGAACAAUUAUCAGGCCUUUUCGAAUAACGUCUAUGGAGAGAUCAACCCAAUUUUAGUCAAAGAUUUUAUCACUAAAACAGGGGUCAAUUCACGCAGUGUAUUCAUGGAUUUGGGCUGUGGUAUUGGAAAUGUCGUGCUUCAGGUAGCAGCACAAACAGGAUGUGAAGCUUACGGCAUUGAGAUCAUGGAGACACCUUGUAAAUUUGCUAAAAGACAGUUGAAGGAAUAUGCCGCACGUAUGAAGGCUUGGAGAUUACCAACCGGUAAAAUUCAUUUUAGACAUGGCGACUUUCUGGAUGUUGCAGCCAAUGAUCUGUAUUCAACACUAAAGCGCUCAGACGUAUUACUAGUAAACAACUAUGCAUUUGACGCAGCAACAAAUCAGGCACUAGCACAGCUCUUUUUAGAUUUGAAAGAAGGCACCAAAAUCAUCUCUUUAAAGUCAUUUGUUCCCAAGCACCACAAAAUCAACCAACGCACUCUGAAUAUGCCUGAAUCCAUUCUACGGGUAGAAGAGUUUGAAUAUUAUUCAGAGGCUGUUAGUUGGACAAACAACGGCGGACAAUACUAUAUUGGCACUGUGGAUCGCAGUAGAUUAGCACCUUAUUUCGAAGAGAUGUACGGUCGCUGA
Mucor velutinosus is the source of this 1602-nucleotide messenger RNA. RefSeq names its product low-affinity phosphate transporter. Gene Ontology annotation, molecular function: histone binding; histone H3K79 methyltransferase activity. Lineage: Eukaryota; Fungi; Mucoromycota; Mucoromycetes; Mucorales; Mucoraceae. The transcript is spliced from 5 exons. Gene Ontology annotation, cellular component: nucleus; nucleosome. Bases 1 to 1602 code for a protein of 533 amino acids. Gene Ontology annotation, biological process: DNA damage checkpoint signaling; regulation of transcription regulatory region DNA binding; subtelomeric heterochromatin formation. The record is from RefSeq and is a predicted model, not a curated record.